Molecule: messenger RNA, 1434 nt
Organism: Seriola dumerili (greater amberjack)
Lineage: Eukaryota; Metazoa; Chordata; Actinopteri; Carangiformes; Carangidae
Product: growth arrest-specific protein 8-like
Exons: 11
Coding region: 31-1434 (467 amino acids)
Biological process (GO): flagellated sperm motility
Cellular component (GO): Golgi apparatus; microtubule; motile cilium
Molecular function (GO): microtubule binding; small GTPase binding
Source: RefSeq, a predicted model, not a curated record
CGCUGUGUGUGAGUCGCUCUCUGCCUCACGAUGCCGCCGAAGACUAAAGGCAAGAAGGCCGGGAAGGGGAGGUCCUCCGCGGUGGUGGACGGUCUUCCGACGGAGGAGAUGUCCAAGGACCAGCUGGAGGAGCACAUCAUUCGCCUCCGGGAGGAGCUGGACCGAGAGCGGGAGGAGAGGAGCUACUUCCAGCUGGAGCGGGACAAGAUCCAGGCAUUCUGGGAAAUCUCCAAGAGGAACCUGGAGGAGACAAAGGCCGAGCUGAGGAACAGAAGCAGGGAGAGAGAGGAGGCGGAGGAGCGCCACCGAGUGGAGAUCACUGUGUACAAGCAGAAGCUGAAGCACGUCCUGUUCGAACACCACAACGCCGUCUCCGAGCUGAAGACGGACGGCGUGGCCUCCGCCUCGCUGAUCCAGAACCAGCACACCCGGUCAGAGCUGGAGCUGCAGAGGGACGUGCAGGGUCUGGAGGCGGAGCUCCGUGAGAAGAAGCUCCACAACGACAACUGCAUCAAGGAGCUCAAACUGAAACACCAGGUGGAGCUGAUGGAGCUGACCAACGACUACGACCGGCGAAUCAGAGAAAUUGAGGUCAAAUAUCACACGGUGACGCAGUCGAUGGCGGAGGCGGAGGGGAAGAAGCGGAGGGCGGAGGUCAACGAGCUGGAGGACAGAAUGAAAAGCCGCGUGGUGACUCUGAUGGAGGAUCAUGACCGAGCUCUGAGAGGAGCCGAGGAGUAUUACUCAGCUGUUCAGACCAAGCUGCUGACGGAUCAGAGGGCGCUGAAGGACGAACUCGCAGAGGUUCAGAAGCAGGAGGCGCGAGCAGACAGAGAUCUGUCGGCCGCUCAGCAGGAGAACAAACGUCUGCGAGAGUCUCUGCAGGAGGCCGAGCGCAAGCUGCCCGAGCUCCAGAAGCAGCUGCAGGACUACAACCAGGCCAAGGCCAAGAUGGUGACGAGCCGAGCUCAGGUGAAGGUCGCUGAGCAGGAGCUGAGGGAUCUGAGCGUGGAGCACGAGCUGCUGCUGCAGGCCUUUGAAAAGGUUCAGCAGGAGCGCGACGAGCUGCUGAGGAAGCAGGCGGAGGCCGUCGUGGAGGUGCAGCGGAGGAGCGGACUGAAGGAGCUGCUGCUGGAGAGGAAGCUGGCGGCGCUGACCGAGACUCUGGAGAAGAAGGAGGCUCAGCUCUGCGCCGCGCUCGCCGCCACCCAGCAACCCGCCGCCAGCAGCGCCGCAAACAAACUGGAGGAACUCCUGGAGCGUAAACAGGUGAACAUCAGCGCCUUACAGGAGGACCUGGCUCGAGAGUGUCAGGAGUACGACCAGCUGCUGCACACCUGUACGGAGAGGAUGAAGGCUCUGGGCGUCCCUCAGCACGACUUCCCCUUCAGACCCGCAGAGCAGAUCCUGAACAGACUGACCCCCCAACCCUGA